Messenger RNA from Condylura cristata (star-nosed mole), 684 nucleotides. RefSeq names its product olfactory receptor 50-like. Gene Ontology annotation, molecular function: olfactory receptor activity; G protein-coupled receptor activity. Gene Ontology annotation, cellular component: membrane. The transcript has a single exon. The record is from RefSeq and is a predicted model, not a curated record. Gene Ontology annotation, biological process: G protein-coupled receptor signaling pathway. NCBI's taxonomy places the organism in Eukaryota, Metazoa, Chordata, Mammalia, Eulipotyphla, Talpidae. The annotation marks the transcript as partial.
AUGAAGAAGGAUAAUCAGAGUAGCGCCACUGAGUUCCUCCUCUUGGGGCUCCCCAUCCGACCAGAGAAACAAGGCUUAUUCUAUACCCUGUUCUUGGCCAUGUACCUGACCACGGUGCUGGGGAACCUGCUCAUCAUCCUGCUCAUCAGGCUGGACUCACGCCUCCACACCCCCAUGUACUUCUUCCUCAGCCACUUGGCCUUCACUGACAUCUCUCUAACAUCAGUUACAGCCCCAAAGAUGCUUUUUAAUAUGCAGACACACAGCCAAUCCAUCUCACAUGCUGGGUGUGUUUCCCAGGUAUAUUUCUUCUUAAUGCUUGCCUGUCUGGACAGCCUUCUUCUCACCUCCAUGGCCUAUGACAGGUACGUGGCCAUCUGCCAUCCCCUGCAUUACAUCACCAUCAUGAGUCAGAGCCUGUGUGUCCUGCUAGUCAUAGUGUCCUGGGUCCUCUCCUCUGCUGGUGCCCUUUCGCACACCCUCCUCCUGGCCCGUCUCUCCUUCUAUGGAAACAACAUCGUCCCCCACUUCUUCUGUGACCUCGCUGCCUUACUCAAGCUGUCCAGUUCUGAUAUUACAUUAAACGAGCUGGUCAUCUUCACAGAGGGAGUGGCAAGCAUCACCCUGCCGUUCAUGUGCAUCGUGGUCUCCUAUGUCCGCAUCGGGGCCACCAUCCUGAGGGCC